Messenger RNA from Camelina sativa (false flax), 4559 nucleotides. RefSeq lists its product as uncharacterized. The record is from RefSeq and is a predicted model, not a curated record. Gene Ontology annotation, biological process: defense response. NCBI's taxonomy places the organism in Eukaryota, Viridiplantae, Streptophyta, Magnoliopsida, Brassicales, Brassicaceae. Gene Ontology annotation, molecular function: ATP hydrolysis activity; ADP binding.
GUUCUCAAGCCUAUAGCUCGGAGAGUUGACGAGCUAUCAGCCCGUCGAUUACUUUGUUUGUAACUCGUUUACAUUGUGUUGUAGCCCGUCCUUUAGUGCCUCGGCACCGAUAUAAUAAAGAGAACUUCGACCCUCCCUUGACCGAACUAAACAUUCUAAUUGUGACCAAAAGGGACAUCAACAAUCACAUUCCUCAGUUUCCAAAGAGACACGAGCCACAAGUUCACGGAUCGUCUCUAUGAAGCGCUCGUCAAGGAACAGGUCCGGGUUUGGAACGAUGAUGUGGAAGGAGGGGAUCAUGAUGAGCUACGACCUAGUCUCGUGGAGGCUAUAGAGGACUCGGUGGCUUUUGUCGUAGUCUUAUCCCCUAAUUACGGUAACUCUCACCUGCGCCUCGAAGAAUUAGCUAAGCUAUGCGAUCAGAGAGCAUCUCUGAAACGUCUGGUGUUGCCGAUCUUUUAUGAGGUCCAACCAUGGGAAGUUCGGACACAUGAUGACGGUCCUUUCAAAAAAGUUUUUGAAGAUCUUUCGAAAACAUUUGGUGAGGAGAAGAUACAACGAUGGAAAAAUGCUAUGACUUUAGUCGGAAAUAUCUCCGGAUUGAUUUACGGACAAGAGACUGUUCAAGAAGAUGACAAGGAUGGCAAAAACAGAAAGAAAGUAGAUGACAUGAUUGAGCAGGUGGUAAAAGCGGUUUUAGCUAAAGUGAGGAAUACGCCAGAGAAAGUGGCAGACUACACUGUUGGGCUGGAAUCAUCUGUGAAGGACUUGAUGGAUCUGUUGGACAUCGAAUCCAGUUCUGGCGUUCAAGUCCUGGGGCUUUACGGUAUGGGUGGUAUUGGCAAGACGACCCUCGCAAAAUCCUUCUACAACAAGAUCAUUGUCAACUUCAAGUCUCAUCGAGUUUUCAUCGAAAGUGUUAGGGAAAAAUCAUCAGACCAAGAUGGUUUAGUCAAUCUACAAAAAACUCUCAUCAAGGAACUUUUUCGUUUGUUACCUGAAAUAGAAGAUGUUAACAGAGGCCGGGAAAUAAUAAAACGAAAUGCUCGUGAAAAGAAGAUUCUUGUUGUUUUGGAUGAUGUUGAGGACGCAGACCAGGUUGAUGCCUUGGUUGGUGAAACUGGAUGGUAUGAUGAAGGAAGCGUUAUAGUCAUCACUACCAGAGAUGAAGAGGUUCUGAGUAGGCUCGCAGUGAAACUACGAUAUGAGGUCAAGUGCUUGACUGAGAUGGAGGCAUUGAAGCUGUUUAGUUUCUAUUCACUACGUAAAGAAAAACCACCAACACAGAGUUUAUUGGACUUGUCCAAGAAGAUUGCCGAGGCGACGGGGCGUUUGCCACUGGCUGUUAAACUGUUUGGUUCUCAUCUGUAUGACAAGGACGAAGACGAAUGGCAAGUUGAACUAGAGAAGCUGAAGCAUACCCAGCCAGACAAACUUCAUAGUGUUCUGUCUCUGAGUUUCGAAUCUUUAGACGAUGAACAGAAGAAGAUAUUCCUUGACAUUGCAUGUCUCUUUCUCAAAAUGGAAAUAACGAAAGAAGAAGUUGUCGACAUACUGAAAGGAUGUGGGUAUCACGCUGAGGUUGCCCUCAGUGUCCUCACACAGAAGUCUCUCCUUCAGAUCAUGAAAGACGAUACUCUGUCGAUGCAUGAUCAGAUCAGAGACAUGGGUAGGCAGAUGGUCCUUAAAGAAAGCGGCGAUGAUCCUGAAAUGCGGAGUAGACUUUGGGAUCGUGGUGAAAUAAUGAACGUAUUGGACUAUAUGAAGGGAACAACAUCCAUCCGAGGAAUCGUGUUUGACUUCAAAAAGAAGUUUGUAAGGGACCAUACUGCAGAUGAAAUUGUGUCGACGAAUCUACAGAACAAUCAGGGCAGGAAGUCCAUGUUUGAGUCACUGAAGAAUAUGUUUAUAAGACUUCCAGUACAAGAAAAGCCAAAAAUUUCUGAAAUCACCAUUCCCGUAGAGCCUUUUGUACCAAUGAAGAAGUUGAGACUUCUUCAGAUUAACACCGUGGAACUGGAAGGAAAUCUUACACUCCUCCCAUCUGAACUCAAGUGGAUACAGUGGAAAGGUUGCCCAUUAGAAAUACUUCCUCCGUAUUUUCUUGCUAGGCAACUUGCUGUUCUUGAUCUUUCAGAGAGUGGAAUAAGAGAAGUCCAGAGCGAGUUCCUCAAAAGGGAGGACAAGUACUUGAAGGUUGUAAAUUUGCGUUGUUGCCACAGCUUAGAAGCCAUUCCUAAUUUAUCAAACCAUAAAGCCUUAGAGAAGCUUGUUCUUGAGCGAUGCAACCUCCUGGUGAAGGUUCCUAGAUCAGUUGGUAGUCUGAAAACAUUACUUGAGCUGGACCUCAGAAACUGUUCAAAUCUUUCUGAAUUUCUUGUCGAUGUUUCUGGACUGAAGCGUCUUGAAAAACUUUUCCUCUCUGGCUGUUCAAAUUUGAAAGUGUUACCAGAAAACAUCGGUGCCAUGUCAUGCUUGAAAAAGCUUCUUCUGGAUGGUACUGCGAUAAAGAAGUUACCAGAAUCUAUACUCCGUCUCCAAAAUCUUGAAAAGCUUAGUCUAAGAGGUUGCGUAUCUUUCCAAGAGCUACCUUCGUGUUUAGAAACAUUGACAUCACUGGAGAAGCUAUAUCUCGAUGAUGCUACUGAACUGCAAAAUCUUCCGAGUUCUAUUGGAGAUCUGAAAAAUCUCCAGAAGCUGCAUUUGAGGCGAUGCAUAUCCCUUUCUGAGAUUCCUGACACUAUCAAUGAGCUCGUAUCAUUGAAGGAACUAUUCAUCAACGGAACUGGGGUGAAGGAGCUACCUCUAAGAUCAGGCUCUCUAUCACGUUUGACUGACUUGUCAGUAGAAGGUUGCCAAUCUCUGAAACAGGUUCCAAGCUCAAUUGGUGGAUUACAUUCUCUUCUUGUACUUCAGUUGAACGGAACACCAAUUGAAGCUUUACCAAAAGAGAUUGAUGGCUUCCACUUUAUUCACCAACUUGAGUUGAGGUAUUGCAAAUCUCUGAAGGUUCUGCCUGGAUCAAUUGGACAUAUGGACACACUCCGUAACUUAUACAUUGAAGGCUCUAACAUUGAGGAACUACCGGAAGAGUUUGGCAAGCUGGAAAACCUUGUCACACUCCGAAUGAACAAGUGUAAAAUGCUCAAGAGGCUUCCUAGCUCAUUUGGUAACUUGAAAUCUCUUCAUCAUCUGUACAUGGAAGAAACUUCGAUCGUAGAGUUGCCAGAAAGUUUUGGUAACCUCUCAAAGUUAAUGGUAUUGAAAAUGCUGAAGAAGCCUCUACAUAGAAGUGAUGCACCAGGUACAACAAACAAAGAACCUCAUUUUGAAGAAUUACCAACUUCUUUCUCAAACCUCUUGUCGCUUGAGGAACUGGAUGCUCGUGGUUGGGGGAUAUACGGUAAAGUCCCAGAUGUUGAGAAAAUGACGUCUCUAGUGACACUGAACCUGGGGAAUAAUUAUUUUCACAGUCUCCCGUGUAGUCUCAAGGGGUUAUCAAAUCUCAGAGAACUUUCAUUGUAUGACUGCCAAGAGCUCACUUGUCUUCCCCCUCUUCCAUGUAAACUGGAGAAACUAAACCUGGCAAACUGCUUCUCGUUGGAGAGUAUGUCCGACCUUUCAGAGCUGACGAUCUUGCAUGACCUCAAUCUCACAAACUGUGUGAAACUGAAUGAUGUUCCAGGCCUAGAGGAGUUGACGGGUCUGAAACGAUUAUACAUGAGCGGCUGUAACUCCACCUGCUCCACUGAAGUAAAGAAAAAACUUUCUAAGGUUUCUUUGAAAAUGCUGCAGAAUCUUAGCUUGCCUGGAAACAGAAUCCCGGAAUGGUUCUCACAAGGCCCUGUCACAUUCACAGCUCAACCGAACAGAGAGCUCAGAGGCGUUAUCCUGGCUGUUGUUGUGGCUCGUAAACAUGAAACCGGAGGUGACAACCAGCUGUCUGAUGUGGUGGAGGUUCGAGCGCAAAUUCUCCAACUUGAUCUCAAGCACAAAUAUUCCCACACAUUGCACUUGUGUGGAGUGCCUAGAACAAGUGAUGAUCAACUCCACAUCUGCCGAUACUCAGCUCAGCACCCAAUGGUUACGAUGUUGAAAGAUGGCUACACCAUACAGGUGAUCAAACCAGAAGAAAAUUUCAAACAAGUUGAGAUGAAGAUGCAUGGAAUUCAUCUGGUUUACGAGGGGGAUGAUGAUAUUACAGGAAAUGAAAAUCGCUUAUCCGAGGCACUGCAAACCGUUUCUCAUAAACUUGCCAACUUUUUCAAAGAAGGUGAAACGAGCUUAGAUGUUAAUUCUACCGUUACAUGAACUGCUAGUCUCUGCUACCCUAGAGAAGUUAAGAAAACUGGACACUGACUGUUGCUCAAAUUGUCCCGCUCGAUACUGCAACAAAUGGUACUACUGUCCUAUGUCCGUCUCUUUCUUGUUUAUACGGAUCAGUGUCCAAGAAUGUUGCGUUUCUUUUCUCAACUUUGCAUAAUAAUGACAGUAGGAGCAUAUAUGUAAAAUGUACUUCUACAUAUAAAAAAAGAUGAAAUGGAAACCAAAUUUGUAUA